AUGGCUCCUUCCGCACCUGGGGCGGCCAACUCGCCGGCUAAGAAGACAUCAGCCCCCGAAAAGAAAUAUAAAUGCCAAUUCUGCAAUCGCGCAUUCAGCAGAAGUGAACACCGCAGCCGUCAUGAACGGUCCCACACCAAAGAGAGACCCUUCAAGUGCUUAAAAUGUCGCAGUACCUUUGUCCGUCGCGAUCUACUUCUGCGUCAUGACCGAACGGUCCACGCCAAGGACGGCGGAAUUCCCCUGGUCGCAGAGGGGCGCAGGCGUGGUGGUGGGGUUCAGAAAAACUCAUCUGCCCCAGCGAAGCCGUCGGUCACUGUUGACCCGACGACGCUGGAGCAGAUCGAGGCAAGCAGCGAUGGUAUGGUCGACCUUGAAACUGCAGCCAUGUUGAUGACAGAUUUCCAACAUAAGGCUGCAGCAGCGGCGAACGGCCAAGUCUCCGAGCGUUCCGAAUCGCUUUCGCCAGGACGCGGCUCCUUCGAACCGUACCUUUCGGGCAACGCAACUCUGCCGCAAAUGCCUUGGGACACGCUCAUCUCCCCCGCGGAACCCGGCUCGAUGCCUACCCUCGUCGAUCGCCAUGGUCCCGUUGGAGACGUUCUCCUAUCCAACUCGCUGCCGCUCUCUGGGCAUUCCACCCCGAAUGCCUUGUCACCGUAUCCCUCAAUGACCGGCCCUGUCAGCCCGGUUAACUACCGCCGCUCACCCGGGCCGAGUCAGGCACUGACACUCCCCAAGGCUCCUCAGGUUGCUAAUGAAAUGGAGCGCAACUACAUUGUAGAGCGUGUUCAGGGAUCCGACACGCUGGGUGCUCUUCCGGAUACCUUCCAGCUUCCAUCUACGAUCGCGCUGAACCAGUAUCUGUCCACCUACUUUAAUCUGUACCAUCCUCACUUGCCAUUCCUUCACCAGGAAUCAUUCAAGCCUUCUCAAGUGCCUGCACCCUUGUUGCUCGCAGUACUAUCAAUUGGUGCACUCUACACCUUUGAGCGCGAACACGCCUUCAUGCUUCAUGUCGGCUCCAAGGUCCUUGUCAACCAGUUCCUGCAGCACAAGGACAACUUCGAUUCCCGCAAGUGUCCCUUAUCACUGAUGCAGGCUACUCUACUGAACAUGGUGUUUGAGAGCUGGAGUGGUGACCCGAAGGGUCUGGAAUGGACCUGCUCGAUCAAGAGUCUGCUGGCCAACAUGGUCGCGGGUAACCGUUACCAACUGAAGGUGCGGACACAGGCUCGCGAGAAUGCGCAGCCCUCGCGCGAGGAGUGGAUUGAGGAUGAAUCAUGUCGUCGUACAUAUUUUGCUGUGUACAUCUUCUUUGGAAUGUUGACGCUUACAUUCAACCACACUCCUGCCAUGAGUUUCGAUGAGUUUGACGACUUGGAGCUUCCAUCCUCGGAGUCACUCUGGAAUCUCGACGCCACUGAUGAUGAGACUUGGCGCCGCAGCAUGAUGUCUAGCGCGCUGACUGUGCGCGAGGCCCAUGACUUCCUCUUCCAGGGCGAGCAGACCCGCUACAGUGCUUUCGCCACUCGCGUGCUGAUCAACGCCCUGUUCCUCCAGGUCUGGAGCCACAAGCGCAGCUUUGAGGCGCUCCAAGAUGUGGUAACGGAGUAUAAGCUGCGUCUAGCCCUCGAGACCUGGGAGAACUCACUUGAGGUUUGCGAGCCGGAGACCAUCGUGGUGCCGCUCAGCACUCCCCAGAAAGGCCACCCCUUGAUCUUCAAUUCGAUGGCGGUCUACCGCAACACCCGCGCUCGCCUGGAAGUUGACCUGAAGUCCAUCCAGGAGGCGAUGCGGUACCACUCCUCAUAUGAGGUUGCGGCUGCUAUGACCGUCGCUCGUGAGAAGGUCAAGCGCUCCCAGGAGAUGAACAAGGUCAUUCAACAAUGCUUUGAGUGCAUUGAGAUUGCUGCUAUUCAGGGCAUCAAUUGGGUCGCCAAGACCUCCGCUACCAACUGGAGUGUCGAGCACCCUCUCUGCGGCCUGGAUCUGAUGGUCAUCCUGAGCCUCUGGCUCUACCGCCUGGAACAUGACGAUGAGCCGGCGACUGAGGCCGAACUGGCCCUCUACAAUAAGGUCCGCAAUUUGUUUGACGAUGAUGCUAUCGACGCCUUCGGCAAACUCAGCUCUACCGUGGCCCGUGUAUGGGGUAAUAUCCUAGACGGCGUGGUUGUUUGGGGAAUUACCAAGUUGAUGGGCGAAUCGUUCAAACUCCACUCCCAGGCUCUGGUCGGCUACGAAGAUUCUCUUCGUGUUGGCAAGGAUCAGCCGAUUCAUGCGGUGCCCACCAAGUCGCUUGCUAGCGUCGGCACUGCAUACUAA
Molecule: messenger RNA, 2325 nt
Organism: Penicillium bovifimosum
Lineage: Eukaryota; Fungi; Ascomycota; Eurotiomycetes; Eurotiales; Aspergillaceae
Product: Zinc finger C2H2
Exons: 3
Coding region: 1-2325 (774 amino acids)
Biological process (GO): regulation of transcription by RNA polymerase II; DNA-templated transcription
Cellular component (GO): chromatin
Molecular function (GO): DNA-binding transcription factor activity, RNA polymerase II-specific; zinc ion binding; RNA polymerase II cis-regulatory region sequence-specific DNA binding
Source: RefSeq, a predicted model, not a curated record